Paraglomus occultum is the source of this 678-nucleotide messenger RNA. NCBI's taxonomy places the organism in Eukaryota, Fungi, Glomeromycota, Glomeromycetes, Paraglomerales, Paraglomeraceae. The record is from the annotation of a GenBank genome assembly.
AUGGCUCCAGAAUUACUAGAAGAUACUAGCAAUCUAAAAUACUCUGAGCAAUCUGAUAUUUACGCUUUAGGCAUGAGAAUAGCAUUAUCAGAUAUACUUGGCAAAAUAACCAGAGAGGACGAAUCAUCAAGCGUUGAAAAUCUUCCUAAACCUCUAAAUAGUGGAAUAAAAGAGCAGUCCUAUGAAGAUAAACAAGGUGAUUUGCUAAAUACUCACCAAUAUUCGCUUUCGAUUCAAUUAGGAACUCCUCCUAGAAGGAACUACAAGGUGACCAAUAAUGAAGGGGAUAAUCAAGAGUCGUUAACUACAACUGAUACUUCUACUUCCAGUAAUAAAGGUCUGAAUCGUCAAAAACAAGAUAAUUUACAAGAACAGAUUAUGAGUAAAAGUCUCGCUUUGGAAAAACUAGUUGAUUCUGCCAAAGAAAAAUUAAAAAGUGAUAGCAGGUUUAAUUUUAAACGCAAAAAGAGAAAUGAAAAAUUAAAAAAGACUUUUGAAGUUCUUCCUGCUACCUCUAAGGAAUUAGUUAAAAAGAUAGAAAAUAUAAAGAAAAAUUUGAGUAAGAAAUUAACUAAAGAAGAAAUAAAUAACCUUUGUCAGAUUAGUCGGGAACUAAGGGAGUUGCAUCUUAGUACACAAAGCGAACAAAAGUCUCAGGUUCAAAUCCCACCUAAAUAA